AUGGAAGAUCUGGCCUUCGCAGAUCAAUAUCUAAUGGAUCCCUUGGGUUACUCUCCCGCCGAGUCUGGCUCCAAUCAAUUUACUUCAUUUUCUUCGGUGUGGCCCUUGUCAAAUCAAAUCCAAAAUGUUGGCCACUCGCACAAUGUCCCUUUCGCAACUGAGCACAAUAACCCCCAAAUGAAACCACCUCUACCGUCAAAUUCUCAAAUUAUAUCGUUUCAGAACUCAGAUCUAUCCCCAAACAUGUCCCCAAACAUGUCUCAGCAAUAUCCCGGCACCUAUGAGUUGCGAGAUGGGGAAGGUAAGAAGAUGAAGAGAAGUGGUAGUGGUGGUACAUUUAGCAGAACAACAUUGCAUGCGCAAGAACACAUUAUUGCAGAGAGGAAGCGCCGGGAGAAGAUGAGCCAGCGCUUCACUGCUCUUUCAUCCAUCAUUCCUGGCCUUACAAAGCUGGACAAGGCUUCUGUCCUUGGAGAUACGAUAAAGUACUUGAAACAACUCGAGGAACGUGCAAAGUUUCUCGAGGAAGAGGCGGUCACAAGAACCGUGGAAUCGGCGAUCUUCACUAAGAACCCAUCGCUCCAACGUGGCGGCGGCUUUGUGUCUUUUUCAUCCGAAGAGAAGCAGUACAACCCAAUCAUCGAUCAGCAACUACCUGAGGUCGAAGCACGAGUGUCGGGGAAGAAUGUUUUGAUCAAAGUCCAGUGCGAGAAGCACGAGGGUUGCAUCAAGGAAGUGACGAAACAAAUGGAGGACAUGAACUUGACAACUCUAAAUAUCAGCGUCCUAACAUUUGGGAGUUCACUCUUGGAUGUCACAAUUGUGGCCCAGAUAGAAAAUGAGUACUGCCCGGCAAUUGAGGAGAUUGUUGAAAAACUACGCUGUGCUCUGACAACGUUCAUCCACUAA
Messenger RNA from Eucalyptus grandis, 909 nucleotides. Its product is annotated as transcription factor bHLH25-like. The record is from RefSeq and is a predicted model, not a curated record. The transcript is spliced from 4 exons. Bases 1 to 909 code for a protein of 302 amino acids. Gene Ontology annotation, molecular function: protein dimerization activity. Lineage: Eukaryota; Viridiplantae; Streptophyta; Magnoliopsida; Myrtales; Myrtaceae.